This is a messenger RNA of Orbicella faveolata, 5441 nucleotides long. RefSeq names its product THO complex subunit 2-like. The record is from RefSeq and is a predicted model, not a curated record. Gene Ontology annotation, molecular function: mRNA binding. Gene Ontology annotation, cellular component: THO complex part of transcription export complex. Gene Ontology annotation, biological process: mRNA processing; mRNA export from nucleus. Lineage: Eukaryota; Metazoa; Cnidaria; Anthozoa; Scleractinia; Merulinidae.
CGGACGGUAACAUCCGGGAGCUUCGCGCCAUGUGGAGGAAAAAUGGCGACCAUAGUUGUGCCGCCAAAUGUGGUAAAGAACUGGGAAAAAUCGGGAAAAGAUGAUGUUUUUCGGCUGUGUAAAAACUGCGUGCGGGGCAAAGAAGGAGAGCUGUCGCUGUCUGAUUCGAACUUUCAGUGCGGGGAAAAUGAUCUCAAGCGCGUGAUCUAUGAAGUGUUUUGCCACGUUAUUCGAGGCGAUCUGAAGCAAGAAGAUGCCCUUUCGUUGCUGUCAGAUGUCACGGAAUUUCAUUCAGGAUGUGCAUCACUGCUGGCUGACCUGAUAUGUAUCUUGGAUGUGGAAAGCCAGUGUGCGGAGGACAAGCCGAGCAGAGAAAGAUUCCUGUCAUUGGUCGCAGCUUUAGUGGGAUUGGUUCCAGAAGCUCUGCUCAAGGAAAGGCUGGAUGUAGAGACACUGGACACAUUAGGAAUCAUUCCAUCGACAAAGGCUUUUAAUCAGAAAUAUGUUAGGACCAAGACUAAACUCUUCUACAAGCAACAGAAAUUCAAUCUUUUAAGGGAAGAGAGUGAGGGAUAUGCUAAACUGGUGACGGAAUUGGGCCAGGAAAUCAGUCGACAUGUUACUAGUGCAACAGUUCUGGAGAACAUCAAGUCUUUGAUAGGGCGGUUUAAUCUUGAUCCUAACAAAACUCUUGAUGUGCUGCUAGACUCCUUUGAAUGUCGCAUUGAUCUGGAAGACUUCUUCCUUCCUCUGUUGAAAUCAUACAUGGAAAAGUGUGAAUCUACUGCUCUCUGUCACAUAAUAGGCUUUAAAUUCCAGUUUUAUAAGGAUCAACCAGACUUAGCCACCCCUCCCUCACUCUUCCAUUUGACAGCUCUGCUAAUAAAACAUGGACUCCUUGAUUUGAAUGAUCUUGUUGAGAAAGUCUGGUGUGGCCUUUUGACACUGGUAGAUGAAGUUCUUUUACCUUCAAUUUCACUCCUUGAAUGCAACUCCAGCUUAGCAGAAGAGCUGUGGGCCAUGCUGUGUCGUUUUCCUUAUGAGCUCAGGUAUCGACUUUAUGGUCAGUGGAAAAAUGAGUCAUAUGGCAAUCAUCCAAAAAUGGUCUUGGCAAAGGCCGCGACAAUAAAGAGAGCAAAAUACAUUACGAAGAGAUUAACCAAAGAGAAUGUCAAACCCUCUGGAAGGCAGAUUGGCAAACUUAGCCACAGUAAUCCAGGCAUCUUGUUUGAAUAUCUGUUGUCACAGAUUCAGAAGUAUGAUAAUUUUAUUGGACCAGUAGUGGACUCGCUCAAGUACCUCACUCCACUGGCAUACGAUGUUUUAGCUUAUUGUAUUAUUGAAGCUCUGGCAAAUCCAGAAAGAGAAAGACUAAAACAUGAAGACACUAACAUUUCAGAGUGGCUAAAAAGUUUAGCAGUGUUUUGUGGCACUGUUUUCCGCAAGUACUCCAUUGAACUUACAGGUCUUCUGCAGUAUGUGGCAAACCAGCUCAAGGCUGGGAAGAGCUUUGAUUUGCUUGUCCUGAAGGAGGUGGUACAGAAAAUGUCUGGAAUUGAGAUAUCAGAAGAGGUGACAGCAGCACAACUAGAAGCUCUGUCAGGUGGUGAACUUCUAAGGGCUGAGGGUGGAUACUUUGGUCAGAUAAGAAACACAAAGAAGUCUUCACAGCGUCUGCGUGACACACUGUUAGAAGGAAAGUUAGACUUGCCAUUGUGUCUUCUUAUGGCUCAGCAGAGAAAUGGCAUUGUGUUCUAUGAAGAUCCUGACAGGCAUUUGAAGCUUGUUGGAAAGCUCUAUGACCAGUGUCAAGAUACUCUGGUCCAGUUUGGUGGCUUCCUUGCAUCACAGUUAACUGCUGAAGAGUAUGAGUCACAUCUGCCGUCACUAGAUGUCUUAGGGCAAACUUAUCACCUCACACCUGAUGCGGCAUUCUUUCUUUCCAGACCAAUGUUUGUACAUCAGAUAGAUACUAAGUAUGAGGAAGCAAAGAAGGCCAUUGCUGCUAAAGGAAAACAACUACAACAAAAGUUUUUUAAAGGUUUAGCAGUGUUUUGUGGCACUGUUUUCCGCAAGUACUCCAUUGAACUUACAGGUCUUCUGCAGUAUGUGGCAAACCAGCUCAAGGCUGGGAAGAGCUUUGAUUUGCUUGUCCUGAAGGAGGUGGUACAGAAAAUGUCUGGAAUUGAGAUAUCAGAAGAGGUGACAGCAGCACAACUAGAAGCUCUGUCAGGUGGUGAACUUCUAAGGGCUGAGGGUGGAUACUUUGGUCAGAUAAGAAACACAAAGAAGUCUUCACAGCGUCUGCGUGACACACUGUUAGAAGGAAAGUUAGACUUGCCAUUGUGUCUUCUUAUGGCUCAGCAGAGAAAUGGCAUUGUGUUCUAUGAAGAUCCUGACAGGCAUUUGAAGCUUGUUGGAAAGCUCUAUGACCAGUGUCAAGAUACUCUGGUCCAGUUUGGUGGCUUCCUUGCAUCACAGUUAACUGCUGAAGAGUAUGAGUCACAUCUGCCGUCACUAGAUGUCUUAGGGCAAACUUAUCACCUCACACCUGAUGCGGCAUUCUUUCUUUCCAGACCAAUGUUUGUACAUCAGAUAGAUACUAAGUAUGAGGAAGCAAAGAAGGCCAUUGCUGCUAAAGGAAAACAACUACAACAAAAGCAAAUUCUUCAGUGUUACAUUGAAGCUGUAAAUUCUGUUAUGGAGCCUGUGUUUCAAAGUGCUCGGCUACUACAAGUACCUAAAGUGUGGAAUAGCAUCAGCCCACAGUUGUAUGUGACGUUCUGGGCUCUGUCCAUGUUUGAUUUGUACGUCCCAUCUGAACGAUAUGAACAGGAGUUGAGCAAAUUAAAACAACAACAGGCACAGUUGGACGAUAACAAAGACAUGCCUGUCAGCAAGAAAAAGAAAGAGAAAGAAAGAUGUUCUCUUUUGGUAGAAAAAUUAAAAGAAGAGUUUAAACAGCAAGAAGAACACAAUCAGCGAGUGAUGGCUUCUCUUAAACACGAAAGAGACUCUUGGCUUCCAGCAAAAGCGACAAAGAGUGAGACAAUCACGCAAUUUCUUCAGCUCUGUAUGUUCCCAAGAUGCGUGUUUACUGCAAGCGAUGCUGUGUACUGUGCCAAGUUUGUUCACAUGCUGCAUAACCUCAAAACGCCAAACUUUUCAACGUUAUUGUGCUUCGACAGAGUUUUUUCGGAUAUUUCAUACACUGUAGCAAGCUGUACAGAAAACGAAGCCAGUAGAUAUGGUCGGUUUUUAUGUUCAAUGCUUGAAAUAGUGAUGAGAUGGCACGGUGAUAAGAAAACUUACGAGAAGGAGUGCGGUAGCUACCCUGGAUUUGUGACAGUUUUGAGAGCUACUAACAAUGAUAAGGCGGAUCACUUAGACUACGAGAAUUACAGACAUGUCUGUCACAAGUGGCAGUACAAACUCACCAAGGCUCUUGUGGUUUGUUUGGAAUCAAAGGAUUAUACACAAAUUCGAAACACAAUCAUGGUUUUAACAAAGAUUUUGCCAUAUUAUCCUAAAGUGUUAAACCUUGGUCAAGCUUUGGAAAGAAGAAUCGAUAAAAUCUGCGAAGAGGAAAAGGAAAAGAGACAAGAUAUUUAUACUUUAGCAGUAGGGUAUGCAGGUCGCUUGAAGGUUAAGAAGCGAGACAUGGUUGUAGAGAGCGAGUUUCAUCACAAAGAAAAGCCGCCUGUAACAGCCACCCCGGCAUCAAGUCAAAGCGAAACCGUUGCUGUUAAACAAGAGAAAAUGGAAGCUCCGGCGACUCCUGCAGUGAAUUCAGACACAACAAAAAGUGUGAAGAGUGAAUCUGACGUGAAACCCAAAGCUGCAGUGAAUAUCAAGAAAGAGCCAAGUGGUUCGAAAUCCUCCAGUCCCAGUGCGACGAAAACCGAGAGCGCGCCUUCCUCGCAAGAGAAGUCCGCUGGUAAAUCAAGUGCAGGCUCAUCCAACACGAAAUCAUCAGGCACCAGUACCCCAAGUGGUCAGUCGUCCCGGUCAGGUCCAGCUGACUCACCAAGCAGGACCACGCCAACUAACAAAUCUGGCACUACAAACAGUAACUCUAGUCAGCAAGCGUCGAAAUCCACUGCGUCCAAUGCGAGCUCUAAAGGCACGAAAACUCCAACUAAUGUGAAAACAGAAAACAACACGAGCACGAAUGGAAAUGACGUGUCCAUCAGCAAAAAGACUGAAUCCAGUAAACAGAAACUGAAGGAGAAGGAAAAAGAUAAACAGAUUGACAAGGAACAAAAUGACAAACCCAAAGAAAAGGUGAAAGGAGAAAAAGCUGAGAAAAUAAAAGAACAGAAAACAAAAGACAAAGAAAAGGAACGAAGUAAGAGUAAAGAAAAAGAAGGGAAAGAUAAAGUGAAAGAACGGUUGAAAGACAAGGACAGAGAACGGUCUGGGAGUAAAAGCAAACAUUCUUCACCUGUAGUUCCUGAGUCACCGCGUGAUGGAGAGUACGAAAAAGAGCCGAAGCGUCGGAAACUUGAAGGCAUCUCAUCACCCUCUUCACAGGAAAACUCUCCAGCCCGGUUAGCUGGCGAUUCCGACUCAUUUAAGAGUCCCGAGAACCAGGAGAGGAAAUCAAAACUCACGGAAUACGAAAAGGAAAAGGCUUCAAAAUCAGACAGGAAACGGUCUUCAUUAGAUCCUGCUGAGGGUAAAGAAGCCAAAAGAAGAAGAGAAGACACCGAUGUCACUGUUGUUGUGUCCAAAACUUCCAACUCACACGGCGCUGAAACCAAAGUCAAAGUCAAGAGCGAGGACAAGCAAAAAGUCACGAAAAUUGUACGAAAAGUGACAGCUGAUGCCUCACCACCGGCGGGAAAGAAAGAGAAAGAAAAAGACAAAGAACGAGAAAAAGACAAGGAAGUCAAACCAGCAGCGAGUAAAAAGAAAGAAGCGCGUCACCAAGAAGUCAAAGACUCAGAAUCCAAGGAAGAUGAACGAUCCAGAAAACAUCAUUCCAGAUCAGCUUCAAGAAAUCGAAGAACCUGAACAUAGAGAAACAAUGAAGAUAUUUUUGUCCUUCUCCGUCAUGGCGCCAUCCAGCAGUCCUGUCGCUCAAACGUACAAUACAAUCCCUCACGCCCAGAAUAACAUGACCGGCAGUUGUGCUCAAAACAAGAGUCAAAACUGAGUUUUACUUCCACAGCGGAGAUAAUGUGUUAUAGUAGAGUUUCUUAAUAUUUUGCGUUACAUCAUUGUUCGCAUGGACUCGGUCACGUGUGAACGAAGCAUCAUGUAAUCGUAACACUCUUCGUUUUUAACCUUUUUUUUAAGUCUUCGCCAGCGUACUCUGACACUUUGCUAAUGAACAAUGCUGAGAAAACCAGCACGUAGUGAAUGGAAUAAAGUAUUUUGAAGUACGACUUUCAGUGCUAAGAAACAGAAUUGAAUAAAUUCUACUUUGUACAGUAACA